GCAUAGUUGUUUGACAGCAGUUCUUGUAAAAAAAGCCCUUGCACGCACCAUGUCUCUCAUCAAGUCAUUCGCUCUUUUGGCCUUGGUGGCUCUUGCCGCUGGUCAGGUCCAGAUCAAGACCAAAGCCAAGAAGUUCCAGCCCGCUGUUGCUCAAAAUAUCAUCAGCCGAGAAGUUUGCGGUGAUGUGUAUGAAACUGGCACUGGAGGAAGCAUCAUUUCGCCCAACUAUCCAACUGGCUACAACAAUGGGGACUCUUGCGGAUGGUUUUUGACUGCUGAAAAUGGAAAUAGAAUUGCCGUCGUCAUCCACGAUCUGGAUACCGAAUCAGGUUACGAUGUUUUGACAAUCCUUGAUGGUGUUACUGGAGAGUCACCCGUCCUGGUUGAACUUUCGGGACAAGCCUCCAACUUUGCCGUUCUGUCCACUCAACCUUCCAUUUUCGUCGGCUUUACCUCUGAUUCCUCCGUCAACGGUCCUGGAUUCAACGCAAGUUGGACUCAAGUCAACCCACAAGACAACUUGGAACUUUUUGGCCUGUAAACUACACGACUCUGUCGACUCCUGUUAACCCAAGACUGUAAUUUACGUAGAAUGCACAUUCAACAUCACUUUGCGAAUUCUACUGCCAAAAAGACAUGUUUUGUAGCGAGAAAGAAGUUAAAAUAAAUUUAACAAUAUUUAA
Daphnia pulicaria is the source of this 683-nucleotide messenger RNA. Its product is annotated as bone morphogenetic protein 1-like. NCBI's taxonomy places the organism in Eukaryota, Metazoa, Arthropoda, Branchiopoda, Diplostraca, Daphniidae. The transcript is spliced from 4 exons. The coding region runs from base 50 to 541 and encodes 163 amino acids. The record is from RefSeq and is a predicted model, not a curated record.